GGUAUAUAAAGCCCUACGAUUUUCUUCGAAAGACACACACUUCAUCUUCACAAGUCUUCCAGUCAACAUCUCAACUCACCAUUUCAUCAUGAACUCCUUCAAAUCUGUAGUUAUGAUCUGCGCCUUGUUCGCUGCUUCUUGCUCCGGCCAAUACGCGUCGCAAUCAUCGAGCCAGGCAUCGCAAGCAGCAAAUGCGGGUCACAGUGGACUGAUGGCAGGUCAAUCAUCUUUCGCUGCCCAGGGCCAGCAGGCUGGUAUGAACAGCCCAGUAUUCGCUGAACCAGCCAAACCAGCAGCUAGCCCGGUCUUGCCAGCUGCCCCAACAACUACCCAACAGAUCUGCUCUUGCAUUACUAUUAACCCAGCUGCAUCAGCUCAUCAGUCCGCUGCAGUUGUUACUUCUUCCGCCGCUGAAUCCUUCGGCCAGGCCGCUGCUCCCGCUGCUGAACAGCAGACAUUCUCUGCUCCCGCCGCUGCUCAGCAGACAUUCUCUGCUCCCGCUGCUGCCCAGCAACAAUCUUUCGCUGCCCAAUCAGCUUCUGCUCAAUCCUAUUCUUCCUCCGCUGCCCAGCAAACGGCUAACGCACAGCGCGCUUACUAAAAAUGUUUUUUUAAACAAUUAACUAUCACAAUUCUAAAUGGCUCACUUGAUUUGAUCAUCGAGUUCACAUUAUACU
This is a messenger RNA of Daphnia carinata, 677 nucleotides long. RefSeq lists its product as uncharacterized. The transcript is spliced from 3 exons. Lineage: Eukaryota; Metazoa; Arthropoda; Branchiopoda; Diplostraca; Daphniidae. The coding region runs from base 89 to 601 and encodes 170 amino acids. The record is from RefSeq and is a predicted model, not a curated record.